AUGGCCGAAGAGAACGAAAACGAAGCUACCCAAGUCGGGGCUGAAUACUUGGGAUUACAAACGGCUAUUAGAAGUCGUGAUAACCUAGCCAAAGACCCUUACUUUCAAUCUGUACAAGUCGGGUCGUCGAAGGCCCCUGCUCGAGCCCCGAUGGCCAGUUGGCAGCUGUGGGGAAGACGAGACCUUUCCGAAAACCCUGCGAUACCUCCGGGAACAAAGUAUGCCAUCGAGUUUUACGGUGGCAACGUUAACAAUGCGUCCGGUAGCACCUGCGGAGGAGUAGCGGCCCAAACAGAAAAUGAACAGGCUACAAGGCAGUCAGCCUAUUCUCCAAUCCUGCCUGAACUGCUGGGCGAAGAUGGCAUGCCUGUCGACAAACCCAGGCCGAGUAGCCUGGUACGACUUAUCGGAUUGGAGCCCCGCAACCCUUACAUUCUCAGGGAAUAUCCAGCGAGGCAUUUAAAGAGGUUUUCGGAGAUGUAUAAUGUACAUUAUAUAAAACCUGUCGCUUUCAAUGUUUGUGAUGAAUCAGUUCAUAUAGCGACGGAUGGCAAAGAGUACUACAUAGUAUUCCUUGACCUGGAGUCAGCCGUUGUGCCGGUCGGAGAUUCCUGGGACGGAGUCCUCGAGGUCUUUAAGGAUAUAGACGUUUUGCUGCCUGAUGUGGUCAGGAUUGAAAGCAUAGGAGGAGUAUAUCACCCCUUGGACGAGGAAGAACAAGAAGAAUUCUUCCCGUCCAAAAAACCGAGGACCAAAGAGUCGGAGGCUUACCAACAAGAGCUGCUUCGCCGGCUCCUCGAGCUAACAGAGGACUAA
Orbilia oligospora ATCC 24927 is the source of this 816-nucleotide messenger RNA. RefSeq lists its product as uncharacterized. The record is from RefSeq and is a predicted model, not a curated record. The coding region runs from base 1 to 816 and encodes 271 amino acids. The transcript is spliced from 2 exons. NCBI's taxonomy places the organism in Eukaryota, Fungi, Ascomycota, Orbiliomycetes, Orbiliales, Orbiliaceae.